This is a messenger RNA of Aphis gossypii (cotton aphid), 2267 nucleotides long. Its product is annotated as glucose dehydrogenase [FAD, quinone]-like. Gene Ontology annotation, molecular function: flavin adenine dinucleotide binding; oxidoreductase activity, acting on CH-OH group of donors. Lineage: Eukaryota; Metazoa; Arthropoda; Insecta; Hemiptera; Aphididae. The record is from RefSeq and is a predicted model, not a curated record.
UUCACGUCACACAUAUGAGUAUUUAUAUUAUAUAAGCAUAAAAUAAAUUUUUUCUCUUUUGUAUUUCUAUAUAGUGUUUAUUCUACAUUUUUUAUGUCAGUACAACAAUAAUCAUCUAGGUUAGUAUCUUUUUUUUUUUUAUUAAUUCGAUUUUAUUUUAUUUCUAUUGAAUUUAAUCAAACGUUUUUAUUUUACUUAUUUAAAUAUGCAUGUUUUGGUUUACUUACUACUAUUUGUGCAAGUGUUAAACGUGCUUGUUACUUCAAAACACAUAAAACAUAAAGUGGUAAAUGUGUUGGCGUCCACGAGUUCGAACAAUAAAGGAAGUUUAGGAAGUUGCGUACAAAAUGUUGAACACAUAGAAACGUCAUUCAUCAAGGACUUAUGUAAAUCGAAUCCCGAUUUGGAAGAAUUUAUGAUUGCAGCCGACAUUUUGAUAAGAUCCGAUUGUGCUUUGAUCGAUUCGUGUAGAAGAGUGGUCGAGCAACCUCAUGAUGACCAUGACGAAGUAGACUUCAUAGUAGUUGGCGGAGGAGUUUCUGGUCCCGUAGUGGCAGGAAGACUGUCGGAAAAUCCUAACUGGACGGUGACCCUAUUGGAAUCCGGUCCAGAACAACCGGCAGCAACCGAUAUACCUGCUUUGCUGAGUUCAGCGAUCGCCACGAAGUAUGAUUGGCAGUAUAAUACGACGCCGCAAAAAAACGCUUGUUUGGCAUACGGAGGAGUGUGUGGUUGGCCCCGUGGAAAAGUGUUGGGUGGAACAGCUGUACUGUCCGGUUCGAUGUACUCGAGAGGGCACCGGGAUGUCUACGACGGUUGGCUGAGGGACGGCAACGUCGGGUGGGGAUACGAUGACGUGUUGCCGUUUUUCAAGAUGUCUGAGAACAACAAGGAUUACCACACGGAACACCACGGAAAUCGGGGCCCGAUCUCGGUGCAAAAACCCACCGAAAUCUUGCCGAUCACAAGGACUCUGAUGGAGGCCGCGCAAGAAUUGGGGUACGAAGAGAUCGACAUGAGCGAUCCGGAACCUAUGGGCUUCUCGAUCGCUCAGCUGAUGAUGAGCAGCGCCAAGACGCGGGUGACGACGCCUACGGCGUACUUGCGGCCACACCUACGGACCCGCAGCAACCUGCGCGUCCGGACAAACAGCCACGUGACCCGACUGCUGGUGGCCGCGGACCGGCGGUCGGUAUACGGCGUCGAGUACGUGGACGGCUCGAACAGGACCCGGAGGCUGACGGCCCGGAAGGAAGUGAUCCUGUGCGCGGGCGUCAUCGGGUCCGCGCACCUGCUCAUGCUUUCCGGCAUCGGGCCGGCCGAGGACCUGCGGCCCCUGGGCGUGCCGGUGGUGCAGGACCUGCGCGUCGGCCACAACCUGCAGCACCACGUGGCCAGCAAGCUGACGUUUCAGCUGAACGUCACCAACGACCGACUGCUGUCGUUCGACGCCAUUGGCCAGUACAUGAAGCACAGGUCCGGGCCGCUGUCCACGACCGGCGGCCUGCAGACGUCCGCGUUCCUGCGGUCGGACAGGGCUGGACCCGCGGAACCGGCCGACGUGCAACUGUUCUUCGACGGUUACUCGCCGAACUGCGCUUACGCCCUACCGGUGUACGGCGGCCAGUGCGCCGCGGCCACGGCCCCGGUAGUGAUGAACGUCCGGCCGGUGAACAUCCGGCCGCUGAGCCGGGGCUCCAUCCGGUUGGCGAGCGCCGACCCGUUCGUCCGGCCGCGCAUCGAUCCCAACUACCUGGCCGCCGAGGCGGACGUGGACGUGCUGGUGUGGGGACUGCGGCUGGCCAACGACCUGGUGACGCGCACCAAGGCGCUGCAGAGGUUGGGCGCCACCGUCGACCGGCCCGUCGAUCAGUGCAGCCGGCACGCGUUCGGAACCGACCCGUACUGGAAGUGUCUGGUCCGGUACCACACUCGCGGCGAGAACCAUCACGCGGGCACGUGCAAGAUGGGCCCGGCUUCCGACCCGACCGCAGUCGUCGACCUCGAGCUGCGAGUGCACCGAGUCCGAGGAGUCCGCGUGGCCGACUCGUCCGUGUUCCCGACCCAGCCCAACUGCAAUCCCAUCGCGCCCGUCAUCAUGGUGGCCGAGAGGGCCGCGCAUUUUAUCAAGAACACGUGGCACUGACGCGCGAUUCCAGACGACGGUUAGGUCACGUGUGCGGUACCGCGGUAUACGCGGUAUGCGCGGUUAUACGAAUUCAAAAUAUAUCGUUUGUCGAGCUUCAAAAAAUAAUUUCAGACUCUUG